AUGGAUAUCGCACAGGCCGUCUCCGGCUACAUCACUAAGAUGGUGUCGGUGGGAGACAGCGCUGCCGCAGGCACCUCUGCUGCUAAGAUGAAGAUACUCUUGUUGGACAACGAGACUGUCACAAUAGUAUCAACAGCGACGACACAAUCCGCUCUCCUCAGCCAUGAGGUCUACCUGACCGACCGAUUAGACAACGCGAAACGAGAAAAGAUGCGACAUCUUCGAUGCUUGUGCUUCGUACGGCCGUCCCCCGAAUCGAUACAAGGUCUCAUUGAGGAGUUACGGGAGCCGAAGUAUGGGGAAUAUCACAUAUACUUCAGCAACAUCAUCAAGAAAUCAUCGCUGGAAAGGCUUGCCGAGGCAGACGACCACGAGGUGGUGCGCGCCGUUCAGGAAUAUUUUGCUGACUUUCAAGUCAUAAACCCUGACCUCAUGGCCCUAAAUCUCAGCUUUCCAGUGCACAGGUUAUGGAGCACAGGUCCGGAUGCGUGGAAUCAAGACUCGCUGCAAAGAUCAACGGAGGGGGUUAUGGCAUUACUACUUGCGCUGAAGAAGAAACCACUGAUUCGGUAUCAGAAGAACAGUCUGUUGGCCAAGAAGUUGGCUACUGAAGUGCGCUAUCAUAUAACGCAGGAAGAUCAGCUUUUCGAUUUCAGGAAGGUGGAUACGCCUCCAAUACUACUCAUUGUUGAUAGGCGAGAUGAUCCUGUUACCCCUCUUCUUACACAAUGGACAUAUCAGGCUAUGGUACACGAAUUACUCGGGAUCAACAAUGGUAGGGUGGAUCUGCGCGAUGUUCCAGAUAUCAGACCUGAGCUUAAAGAAAUCACACUGUCGCCAGACCAGGACCCGUUUUUCAAGAAGAACAUGUAUUUGAAUUUUGGAGAUCUGGGUCAGAAUGCGAAGGAAUACGUGGAGCAAUUUGCAUCCAAGCAGCAGGGUUCGCAGAAACUCGACUCAAUAGCGGACAUGAAGCGAUUCAUCGAAGACUUUCCUGAGUUCCGGAAACUCUCUGGCAAUGUCACCAAGCAUGUCACUCUUGUAGGCGAACUCAGCCGCAGAGUUGGAGAGGAGAGUCUGCUGGAUUGCAGUGAGCUGGAGCAAAGUUUGGCUUGCACUGACAACCACUCCAAUGACGUUAAAUCGUUACAAAGGAUCAUUCAAGAUCCAAGGAUACCCGCCGAUAACAAGCUGCGACUCACUGCAAUUUAUGCUUUACGGUAUUCGAAGAACUCAUCAAACUCUACACCCAUGCUGCUCGAUCUUUUGAGUGUUAGUGGUGGUGUGCCACGGAAUCGCAUCAAUCUCAUCCCCAAACUUCUAACAUAUCACACUUCGCUCCAGGCUUCAAACGUCGCCGGCGGAAUGCCCGAUCUGUUCCAGCCAGGAUCCUUCUUUGGCGGGGCCCGUGACAGAAUAAAGGGCUUGAAAGGCGUAGAGAACGUAUACACACAACACUCCCCACGGCUGGAGGCGACCUUGCAGGACUUGAUCAAAGGCAGAUUGAACCAACAAGCGUAUCCGUUCGUGGAGGGUGGCGGCUCAACCAAAGACAAACCUCAGGAUGUUGUGAUUUUCAUGGUCGGUGGUACUACAUAUGAGGAAGCCAAAAUGGUGGCUCAGGUGAACGCAAGCUCUCCAGGUGUGCGGGUUGCUCUGGGAGGCACAACGGUUCAUAACAGCACAUCAUUCUUAGAGGAAGUAGAGGAUGCCGUCGGGUCCUGGCCUGAACGUGGUUCCGCGGCUGCAGGUCGGUCAAGGUAA
This is a messenger RNA of Periconia digitata, 1764 nucleotides long. The record is from the annotation of a GenBank genome assembly. Lineage: Eukaryota; Fungi; Ascomycota; Dothideomycetes; Pleosporales; Periconiaceae.